UAGAUAAAAAAAUGUCUACAUUCUCUGCAGUUCUCACAAAGCAAAAUACUGCAAUUAACUCAAGUGAAAACAACAUUUCUUCUACAAAACCUUUUAAUUUCAAGAAGUAUAUGGUGGAGAAAGUGAAAUCGGUGCACAAAGCAUUGGAUAUGGCUGUGGAAUUAAAGCACCCUGAAAAAAUUUAUAAGGCUAUGAGAUAUUCACUCCUUGCAGGAGGGAAAAGGGUUCGCCCUGUUCUUUGCAUUGCCGCCUGUGAGCUUGUAGGCGGCAAUGAAUCCACAGCGAUGCCUGCUGCAUGCGCUCUGGAGAUGAUUCACACAAUGUCUUUGAUUCAUGAUGAUCUCCCCUGCAUGGACAACGACGACCUUCGCAGGGGGAAACCCACCAACCACAAAGUGUAUGGUGAGGAAGUCGCUGUACUGGCAGGGGACUCGCUACUGUCCUUCGCCUUUGAGCACCUGGUUACUGCUACCCCGCUGGACCAGGUCUCCCCUUGCCAGGUUGUUCGUGCAGUCGGGGAACUGGCAAGGGUUAUCGGGGCUGAAGGGCUCGUGGCGGGACAGGUGCUUGACAUCGACUCUGAAGGGGCAGUCGAUGUCAGCCUGGAGCAACUUGAGUUUAUACACAUUCACAAGACUGCUAAACUCCUUGAGGGAGCAGUUGUUCUUGGAGCCAUUGCUGGGGGUGCAACCGAUGAGGAGGUGGAAAAGUUGAGGAAGUUUGCCACAAGAAUUGGAUUGUUGUUUCAGGUUGUGGAUGAUAUAUUGGAUGUAACAAAAUCGUCUGAGGAAUUGGGAAAAACAGUGGGAAAAGAUUUGGUGGCAGAUAAGAUAACAUUCCCUAAGUUAAUGGGGAUUGAGAAAUCAAGGGAGUAUGCUGAGAGGUUACUUAAGGAGGCUAAAGAACAGCUUGUUGGGUUUGAUUUAGAGAAGGCGAAACCAUUGAUUGCUCUUGCUGAUUAUAUUGCUUAUAGGCAAAACUGAAUGUCGUGUGGUAUAUAUAGAAAGUGCAAGCAAGGAGAAAAGUUGCCUUAUGUAUGACAAAUAUAUCUAGGAGUUCCUAUUUAAUUACUCCGUAAAUAAUAGUAAAAAAAAAAAAAAAAAAAAAAA
Molecule: messenger RNA, 1109 nt
Organism: Chenopodium quinoa (quinoa)
Lineage: Eukaryota; Viridiplantae; Streptophyta; Magnoliopsida; Caryophyllales; Amaranthaceae
Product: geranylgeranyl pyrophosphate synthase, chloroplastic-like
Biological process (GO): isoprenoid biosynthetic process
Molecular function (GO): geranylgeranyl diphosphate synthase activity
Source: RefSeq, a predicted model, not a curated record